Molecule: messenger RNA, 3079 nt
Organism: Lepisosteus oculatus (spotted gar)
Lineage: Eukaryota; Metazoa; Chordata; Actinopteri; Semionotiformes; Lepisosteidae
Gene: mtfp1
Product: mitochondrial fission process 1
Biological process (GO): mitochondrial fission
Cellular component (GO): mitochondrion
Source: RefSeq, a predicted model, not a curated record
AUCGCCACUGUAGUAAACCACAGUGAAACGUUUUAUCUCUUUUAAACGCGCUUUUACCAGGUCGUCCUCGGUAACUAGGACUUUGAAAAGUGCUAUAUGGGUAUAGUCAUCGCGUACAGUAUUUGUAAAAACAGUGAAGAACGUGAUAGUUUGCUGACGAGCCCUUAGUCGUGGACCCCGGCGAUCGGACGCGCUUGCACGGUGCAGAGGGACAUGGAUCCGUCCCGGGCGCAGCCGGCCAAGGAGGUCGAUAUAUAUCGAGACACAUGGGUCCGCUUUUUAGGCUAUGCCAAUGAGGUGGGAGAGGCAUUCCGCGCCCUGGUGCCGGUGGGCGCGGUGUGGGCCAGCUAUGCCGUCGCCACAGCUUACGUGACUGCCGAUGCCGCAGACAAGGGCCAGAAGGCGGCACUGGAACAUGGGGAGAAGCCAGGGAAGAGGCUUCGGGUGGGAGUGGCGGUGGUGGACACCUUCGUGUGGCAGGCCUUGGCCUCGGUCGCCAUCCCCGGCUUCACCAUCAACCGCGUCUGUGCUGCGUCGCUGUUCCUGCUGGGCCAAGCCACCCGCUGGCCCCUGCCCGUGCGCAAGUGGACCACCACGGCCAUCGGGUUGUCCACCAUCCCCUUCAUCAUCAAACCCAUCGACAGGUCCGUGGACUACCUCCUGGACUCCACCCUUCGCAAGCUAUAUGACGAUGGAGGGAAGCACGAGUCCUAACCAAGAUGCUGGACACCUGCCCCAGUUUCACAGGCUGUGGGAGUUCUGCUGGGGGGAAGAGUCAGGACUGUCACCGUUCCCUGCUGGCGGGGGGACUGUGUUGUAACGUAAAGCACAGAAACACAGGGAAUCAAUCGUAUAAGCGCUCUUCAUAUGUGUAGGUGUGUUAGGCAAAGUGAAUUUCUAGAUUUCAUUACUAGUAGUUCUAGCACAGGUAAAAAUCCAUAUGUAAAAUACAUUGUGUCCUACAUUAGAUACAGCUCCUCUGGCUCACACAGACAUCUUCCUUGCACUCUGGCCUCUCCCCAUGUUUGGGUUUUCAGUUCAACCAUCAGUUCCUCAACACAAGGGAGUGAGGGACUUCAGGAGGAUGUGGGACGUUUGCACACAUAUUAGUUGCCAUUAAAAUGGAUUUAUUGAAGAGCAAAUAUAUAUUUUAUGUAAGUCAGAUAUUUUACUUUUAUAAAAUCGGGGUGAACACAGCUACUUUGUAUUUUUAUUUUCCUUUCCUUCAGUCACUGUGAAUUGACUUGUACUUCACUGAAAUUCUCAUGCUGGAUUUGGUUCACAAUGCUUCCAGUGAGGAAGGGAGGUCUUAGCUCUUAUCUUUCUAAUGCUCCACUUGUAACUCUAGAGAUUGCACUAGAGACUCCUGGGGCAGACGAGGGCUUCACAUCUGGACACAUACUGUGCUAUGCAAUCUGGAGAACUGUAGCAUUGCGCUGUGUAAUGACUUGUUUUGUGUAAGUGAUAACAUGCAGACCUGCAGGAGGUGACUCCUGGUUAGUGACUGUGAUCCAUUCUGUUACUUUUCACCUGAUAGGUUCAGUUCAAAACACAUCAGCUCCAGCCUUUGGAACUAUCUUGCAGGUAUCAUAUGGACAUGCUCUUUUGCUUCUGCUGCAAUGAAUGUCUGGGUUAAGUGCUAACAGGCUAAGUAUCAAGGGUGUUUCAGAUGCAGAUUUUCUAACUUCAAACUAACUUCAAAUAAUUCCUUAUAUAUUUUCAAAUACUAAGAAUAAAACAAAGAAAUCUCCCAUAAGUUUUCUUAUCCAUUGCCUUUUUGCCUUUUGUUGGUGGAGCAAAUUUGCAUCUGGUGCAGCCUGUUUAUGCAAACCUUUUCUUUUGUUUUUUACCAGAGAACAUUUGUUGCAGAGGAGUAAGUACAUACUGUAUUGCAUGGUUUCACUUUUGCACAGAGAUGUAAAAGAGUGCCAUACAUACAGUAUGUUUUGUGUGUUUACAAACCUAUAUGUGCAAAGAUUUGAAGACGUUUAAUAAGCUACUGAUUUUAAUAGCAACCAAUUCUGGAACAUGACAUUACACCUGUGGUAUGGAUCUUGUUCUUCACCUCAUUAGCAGUGAUGGCAAAAUAUCCAGUGCCUUAGUGGCUUUUAAAUAUAGCUUCUACCAAUGGUCAGUUCAUCAGUUCUCCAGCCUUUCCAAAGUGUGUCAAGUCUGUUGAACUGUUUAUAAUGCAACUUGCAGAUGAGACUAUCUCAGGCCUGUACCUGUACUUGUACUUGUAGUCAGUAACAUGCUUGUUGGUUAAAUGACAUGGUCUGUUUAAUUUCAGGAAGGUUUCUCUGUACCUGGGUCACAUCUCCAUUAGUAUAUUACUCUUGGGACAUAACUCUUGUAUGUCAGUUUUGUUUUUGUGAAGUGUAUAGAAGCACUUUCACUUCAAUUUUGCAAGUUGCUGAAUGCACCAAAUUAAUGCCUGAGUUUAAAAAUGAACCCUUCCAUGAAAAUAAAACCUCUUUAAUCCCUAUCUCAGUUUCCUGGCUCUUGAAAUCUGAUCUGAAUCUUAAUCUGUUCCUUAGUCUGCAGACAUGAUCUCUUUGAUUUGACAAAUUUCUGUAGGUGAACUAACUAUUUAAAGAGGUAGACCCAGACAGAUGAGCAGAUGAUGUCAUGCAAAAACAUUUUAGUUUACACAGCAUUCAAAUUCAAGUUUCAGAUGCACUUCAUUGUUCAUAUACCUGAACAAAGUCACUUUGAAUCCCAACAGUAUGUCUAAAUUGUCUCAGAAAAUUUUACAGACCAUUCUGUUUACAUCUGUAGGAAAAGAAAUCUGACAAAAGUUAUUUUUUAAAACUUAUUUUAAAAGCCAUAUUUGUUGCAUGUGACCUACUGUGAAAGUGUUAAAAGCUUCUAUCCUAUAAUCCCACAACUUGUUCUUUAUCUGGAUAUAUGGGAUGAGAAAAAGUAAGAAAAAGUGACCCAUCAUUGUACUUAUGUUCUAAAUUGCUGUAAUAAUUUAUUCACAUUAAAUGUGGAUAUCGGAACAAAUGUGCCAUGUUUGUAAAAUCACAGUUGUGCAUUUAACUGUACAAAGUGAUUAAAUAAACGGUUUCAAAUUGUG